Molecule: messenger RNA, 1446 nt
Organism: Nelumbo nucifera (sacred lotus)
Lineage: Eukaryota; Viridiplantae; Streptophyta; Magnoliopsida; Proteales; Nelumbonaceae
Product: NFU1 iron-sulfur cluster protein
Source: RefSeq, a predicted model, not a curated record
UUGGAUAACAAUAAUUCCACGUUUCCUACAACUUACUUCAUUCCUCGUGAUGCCACAUCCACAUGGGCAAGAGAGCACCCUUCAUCGUUGUAUAUUUUUCACUCAGAAGUUCAAAGGGAGGAGGACAUGUUUGCUUGCCGGUGACGUACUAAGACCGCUAUAUUCAUUCGUUUUGUUUUUUUGGUUUUCUGAGAGCUUCGACACGGUUGUUCGUCCAUUCCAUCCGUCAAUCAUGGCUUUUAGAGCACUGGGUGGUUGGAUAGCGAGUGGCAUAGCGGCAGGAAGACGGUCAUUCACCACGUCAACUACGCCGAAGAUGAAAUCUUUCACAUCAACGUCUGAUUCUGCUCAGGCUUAUCAUCAGACCAUAAUAAGGGCUGCGAAGGGAGAGUUUGUUCCGCUGUACGUGGCGCUGGGGAUGAUAACAUUGUCGGUGGGGCUGGGACUCUACACCGCAAAACAGGAGUUGCUGUACAGUCCAACGGUGUAUGUGAGUAAGAAGAAGAGGAAAACGGUGCCAGAGGUGGAAGAUCCAGAUCAUGUGGUGGAUGAGGCCGAUAAGUUCGUCAAUACGUCUUUCUUCAGGAAGGUGUCCCACAUACAGGAGUUUGAUCGCAAUCAAGCCAUCCCUGAUCCAACUCGACGUGACCCAUUUGCUCGCCCUAAUAAGAAGGCGGACACCUUGAAGUCGGUUGGAGUGGAACCCAGCAGUCAACAUUGAUUCAGCAGCUGCAGCUCUCGAGCAGCCAAGCGGUGGGACUCCUUCUGCCUGUAUACGUACGCAUACCAUCGAGGCAUCAACUAAACUUCAGUUUCAAAAUAAAAUUUGACCACAAACAAGAAGGUAAAAAAAUCUAUAAGGAAAAUAAAGAAGGGGUGCAAUUUGAUUUUUUCAUCCGAUUCCAUUCCAUUGAAUAUAUAUAUGACGCAGCCUGACGCUGACGCGCUCGACCGGGCGAGGACACAAGCACCGGACGAUCGAGCGGAAAGAAAACUCUUGUGCGUAUUCGAAUCUUCGAAAUUUUCCUCUUGCUGCCUUUGAUAUCCACCGUCCGAUAGUCAUCCUCAUCCAAUGCUACUUCUAGACAUCUUCGAAAUUUUCUUCAUGCUGCCUUCGAUAUCCACCGUCCGAUAGCCAUCCUCAUCCAAUGCUUAUCUAAUGCAUGGAGCUGUCACCAUUAUCCUAUGGUUUUUGGAUUGAAUUCGACCUUGAGUUAUGAUCGGGAUAUGCAAGGAUCGCAAAUCUAUAAUGUAGGCAUUGUCAGGAUCUUGUAUGGGUCGUAUUUUCGAGGUUGUAACUUAUUAUGCUUCUCAACGAGUAGGUGUUUUUUCUUUAAGAACACAAUGAUGUCAUUGUGAUGCUUCAGCUGCAAGCUUAUAUUUUGCAUUGGUUUUUUGAAGUUUCUGUUGUACUUUUUCCUAUACUGACUGGAUCUGUUCUGUUAA